Messenger RNA from Eutrema salsugineum, 486 nucleotides. RefSeq lists its product as uncharacterized. Lineage: Eukaryota; Viridiplantae; Streptophyta; Magnoliopsida; Brassicales; Brassicaceae. The transcript has 5 exons. The record is from RefSeq and is a predicted model, not a curated record. The coding region runs from base 1 to 486 and encodes 161 amino acids.
AUGUAUCCAAAUCUUACCAAGAUAUGGAUCAACUUCCCACAUCCUUUCACCAUAACUGCACGCCUCCACUUUCUACAAGUUGUUCUGGCGAACACAGGUUUAGACAAACCGCUGCUUGCUGCUUUGAAGGACGGUGAUUGUUCGUGGCUCAAUUUCACGAGGGAAAGAAUUCGCCGUGUGCUGGGAACUGAAAUCCCACAGCUCGCUCCCACUCGAGAUUCUGAGGUCGAUCCGUUGAACCCGCCGUCUAUCAAUCGUCCAGCCAAUUUCCAUCAGAUCCCGAUAGGUACUAGCUGUCGGGAAGUUCCGGACGCUACUUCUUCAAGCACUUCGCACCAUUCCUUAAUCCGCAGAGCAUCUAAAGGAAAAAUGACGAGGAGGCCAUCAGCUCGCGAGGCCGAGAAGGCAAGGAAAAACCGGGCUCAAGCUGGGAGCUCGGGAGCUGUUCGCACUGGUGAGAUUCGUCGCGCUUUCACGAGAUUCUGA